AUGGAAGUACGUCGUCGUAGUCAACGAAUGGCUAAAGUUUUAGUUGAAGCUGUAACAAAAAAAAGUCCGAUUAAAAUUGAAAAACAAGAACCAUGUGAAGAAAAACUUUCAAUAUUAAAACAUGCUGCACAACUUCUUCGUUCUACUGGCAUGAAAAUUGGUUAUCCAUGUUUAAAUACAAGUCUUUGUACACCAAGUCAUAUAUUUCGUUUAGCUAAUUAUACCGAUGAAAAAUGUCUUGAAGUAACAAAACAAAAUUUAACAUGCCUUCAAAAAAUUCUCGAAUAUAAUAUUCAACAUGGUUUCUAUUUUUUUCGUAUUUCAUCUCAAACUGUACCAUUUGCUAGUCAUUCAAUAUGUACAACUGAUUGGAUAAAACAUUUUUCAUUAACUUUACGUAAUAUGGGACAAUAUAUAAAAGAUAAUGAUUGUCGUAUUAGUAUGCAUCCAGAUCAAUUUUGUUUAAUUAAUGCUAAAGAUGAAAAUAUUAUAAAUCGAAGUAUUGCUGAAUUAGAUUAUCAUUGUCGAUUAUUAGAUGAAAUGGAUUUAGAUUCAACUGCAAAAAUACAAAUUCAUGUGGGAGGUUUAUAUGGUGAUAAACAGGCAUCAAUGGAUCGUUUUAUUGAUAAAUAUAAAACUAAAUUAAAUGAUGCAAUUCGUCGACGUCUUGUUAUUGAAAAUGAUGAUCGAUUAUUUUCUGUUCAAGACUGUCUUUAUAUUCAUGAACAUACACAAAUACCCAUUCUUUUUGAUAAUCUUCAUCAUGCUUGUUUAAAUAAUGGUGAAACAAUGAUGGAAGCUAUGAAACAAUGUUUUGCUACAUGGCCAAAUGGUCAUCGUCCUAUGAUAGAUUAUGCUACACAACAAACUGGAAAACGUGUUGGUGCUCAUGCUGAUCAUAUUGAUGAAAAACAUUUUGAAUUAUUUACAAAAGAAACACGUGAUCUUCAAUUUGAUAUUAUGUUAGAAAUAAAAGAUAAAGAACAAAGUGCUAUUAUAGCAGUACCGUAUGCUGCACGAGAACGUGUUCAAGAUCAAUCACUUGAUAUUGAACCAGCAAAUUAUCGAUAUAUUUAUGAAAAUGCACAACGUUUACAAAUGGAAGUCAAUGAACGAAAACGCGCACGAGAAGAAAAGAAAAAAUCUAGAAAAGCAAUCAAUGAAGAUGACGAAGGUUGUAAACCCAAACCAGCAAAGAAACAAAAAUUGAAAAAAAAUUAA
Adineta steineri is the source of this 1221-nucleotide messenger RNA. NCBI's taxonomy places the organism in Eukaryota, Metazoa, Rotifera, Eurotatoria, Adinetida, Adinetidae. The record is from the annotation of a GenBank genome assembly.